Messenger RNA from Triticum dicoccoides, 1477 nucleotides. RefSeq lists its product as uncharacterized. Lineage: Eukaryota; Viridiplantae; Streptophyta; Magnoliopsida; Poales; Poaceae. The coding region runs from base 614 to 1411 and encodes 265 amino acids. Gene Ontology annotation, molecular function: RNA binding; structural constituent of ribosome. Gene Ontology annotation, cellular component: cytosolic large ribosomal subunit. Gene Ontology annotation, biological process: ribosomal large subunit biogenesis. The record is from RefSeq and is a predicted model, not a curated record. The transcript is spliced from 13 exons.
UAUCCCCACCACUGAUGACCUCCUUGCCUCCUCCUCGCCCCAGAUCAAGCAGCUGGUCCGGAUCCGAUGCAGGCUCUGGCACGCCAUGGCUCUGCUUCCGCCAUCGGCCGGAGGAACGCAGACGGAAUAUGCCGUCGCCAUCGCACAUUCUUCCUCCUCCGCUACUGGUCCUCUGCCCCUCCCCUCUUCUCCCCACGGGAUAGCCAAGGGCCCACCUUGUGCUCAGGGAUGGCAAAAAGAUGGAGGGGCCGCCGGCAGGUGUGGAUGAGGAGAUCCACCACAAACAACCUGAGGUUAUUCGCCUGUCCAUGCUGCUAUUACAGAGGCGGACGCCGUGGCCGCUGUUUCCUCUGCACACGCAUUGGCCAUCCCAGAAUGUGACCCUAUGCGUGGUGGUGGGGUAUGAUAUGAUCAAGGUCUCCGAGCAGCUCUGCAAAUCAGGAAUUUAUUAACUUAACGCUUCGUUGCAUUGCAGACUUGGAUAUCCCCAUUAAAAGGGAUACAUUCAUAGAGUUCCUGAGCGCAAUGAUGUGUCACCUACAGGAAGAAACUGUAGUCAAGAAGAACGUGAUCAUUUGAGAAGUAUGAUAAGGUACAUAACAUUCAGCCUGAAAUGGUGUUGGUGUUUCGCAAAAAGUAUGGCCACUUGAACCUGACUUUUUCUAUUGGAGAGCAGAUCAGUUCUGAUAACAGAAGAUCCACACUAAACAUAGCAUGUCCAUCAGAGGAGCAAAUGUUGUUUAUCACCGCAUCUCUUCACAUGUUGGCAAGCCUGAUAUCUAUGAAGGCACUAUACAAGGUGGUGGCGCCGUACCUGCUUGGUGCGAACAGGAGAAGAUGCAGGGGCUCCGCUUCUCGACCUCGUCGACAUCAUCGUGCCCCUCCACCGCUGGUUUUUUUACUCAGGCGGCACUACGGCUCUACUAUGGCAGGCCUGCUUGUGGCUCAGCUUGCAGCCUCAGUCGAUUUGCUCUGCGUCUCCAACCGUCCAAAGAUCCCAACCCUAUCAUCGUCUCCUACCACGAGCUCGGCAACGAGAUCGGACACGGCAAGUUCGGCUCCGUUCGGAUCUAUGCCGUUCAAGAGGUUCGUGCUGAUCGGGUGGGUGGCCCUGGUGAACUACGGCAAGGACUACGGCCGCCUCGUCGUCAUCGUCGACGUUGUUGACCAGAACAGGAACGUCGAGGACACGGUCCACCGCGAGGUCGAGAUCAUGCAACACCUCUCGGGCCACCCCGCCGUCGUCACGCUGAAGGCCGUCUGCGGUGGUUGCAAAUCGAAGCAGCUGAAAGGGACAAGGCGAUUGGGAGUCAGGGACUACAUAUCCCUCCUCUCCUUGAUUUUCUGUCCAAAAUAUAAGUGUGAUGAAGUUCAGCACUAUGGCUGCCAUUAUGUGUUAUGUAAUGGUUAAAGCUGACCAUUUUGUAGGAAGACGUAUGGGUUCUCGUCAAAUGCAAGCUGUACUACUGUGAAAAAG